AGCGACGCCGGCUAACCUGCGUUUUCUUGAACUGUUCUGGCGAUCUGGUGGACGAUGGAGCCCGUGCAAGAAGGCGAGAUCGAGUAUCGGAUAGCGACGAAAGAGGACGUGGACGUGAUCGCCUAUCAAAUGGCAUCAGAUUUUUUUCGUCGUGAACCUGUUGUCAGCAAGGUGGAGGGGAUCGUACUUCCCGACGAUGUCCUCCCAUUCACGACCAUGGCCGGAAAAGUCAUCUUGAACGAGGAAUUGAGUUUGAAGGCUAUUCAUGUACCCACGGGCAAGGCCAUCGGCUUCCGAAAUGCCUACAGCAUCACGGAGGACAGCGACCCGAUGAAGGAGGCUAUCAAGGACAACUGGCCUUCUCUCCAUCCCAUGGUUCAAGCGCUACUGCAGAUGCUGGAAAUGGAGGAGAAAUGCGCGCCUCAGCUCUUGAAGCGAAACAACCUGAAGCGAGUGAUCCAGUGUUUCGGUCUCUUGGUCUUGGAGGAAUACGAGGGACGAGGAAUCGGUACAAGAAAGUCGGGUUUUGAGGGAGCGAAAGCCACGGCAGCGAAUCCGAGAUCCCGUCGAAUUUUCGAGAAAGAAGGCUUCGAGAACGUGGGCCAUUAUUUCCCGUCGCAAGUCAUGACCGAAGACGGAUCCAAACUCAUGCCGUCUCUCCCGGAAGACACGAAGGUCAUCGUCUAUUUGAAGAAGUUUUAAACGCGAAGCAUGCCCUGGAAGUGUCAUUGCGCCUCGACAGCACCGGCCUUGGCGCGGAUCGGAAGGUUUUAUGUUUCGUUCAUUAAACUGUACAGUGUUACCCGUCGGCCUUGGGCAUGCCACAGGGAGUCGCAUCAAAGGCACGAGUCGCUAUGUCUUCGAAGCGGAUGGGGAAUCCGGCAUUCCAUUCGAUGCAGCAAGAAUUCCAGUUUCUCGGUCGACACGGUUAAAAUCCUCUUUCGUUUCGGUUCG
Molecule: messenger RNA, 954 nt
Organism: Darwinula stevensoni
Lineage: Eukaryota; Metazoa; Arthropoda; Ostracoda; Podocopida; Darwinulidae
Source: the annotation of a GenBank genome assembly